Strongylocentrotus purpuratus (purple sea urchin) is the source of this 981-nucleotide messenger RNA. RefSeq names its product probable E3 ubiquitin-protein ligase MID2. The transcript is spliced from 2 exons. Lineage: Eukaryota; Metazoa; Echinodermata; Echinoidea; Camarodonta; Strongylocentrotidae. The coding region runs from base 1 to 981 and encodes 326 amino acids. Gene Ontology annotation, biological process: positive regulation of DNA-templated transcription. Gene Ontology annotation, cellular component: nucleoplasm; chromatin. The record is from RefSeq and is a predicted model, not a curated record. Gene Ontology annotation, molecular function: zinc ion binding; ubiquitin-protein transferase activity.
AUGGCUGAGAAGACUGAGGAAGAGAAAGUUCCAAACUCUUCAGAGAACCUGACGUGUCCACUAUGUCUUGAUAUCUUCGACGAAGCAACAAUCCUGACUUCAUGCGGACACACCUUCUGUCGGAAAUGUCUCAAGAACUAUGACCUGUCCCAUCAGGACCUUGAUCACAUGAUCUGUCCUCUCUGCAGGAAUUUAACCAAGUUGUCUGCGAACCGUGUCGAUGAUUUCCUCACCAAUGUGACGGUCAGCGGACUCGUAGACGAUUUCCACGCCAAGUGUGGAGGGAUGAAUGCUGUCCUUGAGAUGCGUCCAAAAUGCACUGCAUGCAAGUUUCAGCGAGAUGCUGUCUCAUUCUGCAGAACGUGUAAUAACUACAUGUGUGAAAAGUGUCUGGAUUGUCAUCAAAAUCUGACAGUCGUCUUUGAAGGUCACGAGAUUGUUUCCAUGCAGGAUAUCAUCAACGGGAAGGUCAGCAUCGGUCAUCUAUCUGAGAAGUGCUGCAUCCACAAACAAGAGAACAAAGAUAUGUUUUGUGAGGAUUGUAAGGUCCACGUCUGUUUCAAGUGCGUGAUCGUCGGUCAUCAAAUUCACAAAAUCAAGAAUCAGGCAGAUUUUGAGCAGGAGUUACGGCUUAAGGUAAACGACCUUGUCCAGCGUUGUGCCACUAAGAAAUCAGAACUGGAGAAAAACAUUCAGAAUGUGGAAGUACAACGCCAUGAAGUAUACAUUGCCGUGCAGAGAUUACUGGGCGAUGUCGGUCAAGCCUACAACAUCAAGGCCAAAAAGCUUGAAGACAAUCAUCGAAAUCUCAUCGAGCGCAUCAAUGCAGUAAAGCGGAGUUUCGAUGACGACCUCAACGUCUUGAAAUCCAACGAUCGAAAGAGGAUCAAGAUUAUUUGUAGUUCAAUGACACUGGUAGCUAAUGACAGACUGGGUCGUCUUGAGACAGACAGUCCUGUCUGCUCAUACCUUGCUUUGUGA